This is a messenger RNA of Mandrillus leucophaeus (drill), 5289 nucleotides long. It is a transcript of the gene LCLAT1, whose product is annotated as lysocardiolipin acyltransferase 1. The record is from RefSeq and is a predicted model, not a curated record. Gene Ontology annotation, cellular component: endomembrane system. The transcript is spliced from 8 exons. Gene Ontology annotation, molecular function: acyltransferase activity. Lineage: Eukaryota; Metazoa; Chordata; Mammalia; Primates; Cercopithecidae. The coding region runs from base 575 to 1705 and encodes 376 amino acids.
AGCCUUCCGGGACGCAUUACUAGGGCGACGGCCGGACGCCUCCGCGCUUCUGGAUGAAUUAACGGCGGGUUCCGCUCGGAGGUUGUGACCCUUACGGAGUCCCAGCUUCCCCACGCACCCCACUCGGCGUCGCGCGGCGUGCCCUGCUUGUCACAGGCUGAAAUACAGAGUGGGUACUCUCUUCUAGGAAGCUGGCAACAAAUGGAUGAUGUGAUAUGUGCAUUCCAGGGGAAAGUAAAUUGUGAUACUUCUGAACCCAUGGUCAGUUAAUGAGACAGUUUCUAGCUACUGAACGUACUUUAAAAAGCAGGACUCUAAAAGCUUUGGCCACUCCACAUCACUUGCAUUAUCGCCUGAAUUCCACCUCCGCUCAGAUUCGUCACCACUGCAUUCGAUUCUUACAGGAAUGCAGACCCUGUAACUGUGCAUGCAGGGGAUCUAGGUUGCAUGCUCCUUAGGAGAAUAUAAUGCCUGAUGAUCUGUCACUGUCUCAUAUCCUCCACUCCUCCAGAUAGGACCAUCUAGUUGCAGGAAAACAAGCUCAGGACGCCCGUCGAUUCUACCAUUAUGAAUCAUGGUGUCAUGGAAAGGGAUUUACUUUAUACUGACUCUGUUUUGGGGAAGCUUUUUUGGAAGCAUUUUCAUGCUGGGUCCCUUUUUACCUUUGAUGUUUGUAAACCCGUCUUGGUAUCGCUGGAUCAACAACCGCCUUGUGGCAACAUGGCUCACCCUACCUGUGGCAUUAUUGGAGACCAUGUUUGGUGUAAAAGUGAUUAUAACUGGCGAUGCAUUUGUUCCUGGAGAAAGAAGUGUCAUUAUAAUGAACCAUCGGACAAGAAUGGACUGGAUGUUCCUGUGGAAUUGUCUGAUGAGAUAUAGCUACCUCAGAUUGGAGAAAAUUUGCCUCAAAGCCAGUCUCAAAAGUGUUCCUGGAUUUGGUUGGGCCAUGCAGGCUGCUGCCUAUAUCUUCAUUCAUAGGAAAUGGAAGGAUGACAAGAGCCAUUUUGAAGACAUGAUUGAUUACUUUUGUGAUAUUCACGAACCACUUCAACUCCUCAUAUUCCCAGAAGGGACUGAUCUCACAGAAAACAGCAAGGCUCGAAGUAAUGCAUUUGCUGAAAAGAAUGGACUUCAGAAAUAUGAAUAUGUUUUACAUCCAAGAACUACAGGCUUUACUUUCGUGGUAGACCAUCUAAGAGAAGGUAAGAACCUUGAUGCUAUACAUGAUAUCACUGUGGCAUAUCCUCACAACAUUCCUCAAUCAGAGAAGCACCUCCUCCAAGGAGACUUUCCCAGGGAAAUCCACUUUCACGUCCACCGGUAUCCAAUAGACACCCUCCCCACAUCCAAGGAGGACCUUCAACUGUGGUGCCACAAACGGUGGGAAGAGAAAGAAGAGAGGCUGCGUUCCUUCUAUCAAGGGGAGAAGAAUUUUUAUUUUACCGGACAGAGUGUCAUUCCACCUUGCAAGUCUGAACUCAGGGUCUUUGUGGUCAAAUUGCUCUCUAUACUGUAUUGGACCCUGUUCAGCCCUGCAAUGUGCCUACUCAUAUAUUUGUACGGUCUUGUUCGGUGGUAUUUUAUAAUCACCAUUGUAAUCUUUGUGCUGCAAGAGAGAAUAUUUGGUGGACUGGAGAUCAUAGAACUUGCAUGUUACCGACUUUUACACAAACAGCCACAUUUAAAUUCAAAGAAAAAUGAGUAAGAUUAUAAGGUUUACCUUGUAAAAACCUAGGGCAUAUUUUGGAAAUGUUCUAAACCUUUGUAAGCUCAGAUGCAUUUUUGCAUGACUAUGUCGAAUAUUUCUUACUGCCAUCAUUAUUUGUUAAAGAUAUUUUGCACUUAGUUUUGUGGGAAAAAUAUUGCUACAAUUUUUUUUUUAAUCUCUGAAUGUAAUUUCGAUACUGUGUACAUAGCAGGGAGUGAUCGGGGUGAAAUAACUUGGGCCAGAAUAUUAUUAAACAACCAUCAGGCUUUUAGCAGACAAGGAACACACACAUUUUUCUUAAAGGCCCAAUCCUAACAGACUCCCCAUACCAGAGGCAGAUCUGGAACUCGUCAACAAUGGCCCGGAUCACAUGCUGUUACUGGACUGCCCAGGUCACCUCACUGAGGUGAGCGCUGUUCCUCCAGGUACUAAGGCAGGUGGUGCCCAGGCUCCCUCCCUUGGCACACUUCUUCCUGCGCCAAACCCAUCUCAUCCUUAAGAUCAGAAAACGGAACCCCCUUGUCGUGAAACUGAUCGAGCGUUUUGACAGGAAGCCCUUCAUUAUUCAUAACAUCGUGUGCUGACCAAGAUGUCAGAAAACCACCUGUGCCCUUUUCUCUCAUGGAAGCUAAAACCUGGACUCAGGGAGCAACCACAGGCUCUCCACUUUGAAACUUUAGUUUGAAUUUUAAAAGAUAGAAAGUAAUACAGUUUAAGUUCCUUUCUCACACUCAGUGUUGCAUGCUUAGUGCUAGUUUCCUUACAACAUUUUGGCAGGUGUAGCUUUUUUUGUUAAAAAUGGUAUACAUGAAGUCACAUAUUUUUUUAAAGGAACACUUAGAACAUUCUGUUACUCCAGUCAGAAACCGUCUUUUGAAAUAUUUCUUUACAACCUACCAAAAAAGGAGAAGGUGGUUUUUUCUACAUUUGUGUGGGUAUCUAACAUCUACCAUUAAAACAACAAAUGGCUUGCAGACAGGGCGGUAAUGGUUUAUCCUAAAUUAUUCAACCCCUUGUAGCCUUGACAAAUUUUACCUUAAAACCAAAAUGAAAACACAAAAAUUAAUCCUUUAUAAUGAUAGCAAGUGACCUUUCUUUUUAGUUUUAGCCUUCCUUUUUCAAUAGUAAUAUUUAAACCCCCUUUUGACCAGUUGUUGCCCAAAUAUUCUUGUCAUUUGGAGUCAGUGGAAAAUCCAGCACACCAAGCACCAGUCUCCUUCUGAGGCAAAAGAAAAGUGUUGUUGUCAUUUUCACUCUGUUGGAGCUGCACACUUUUUGUUUAUUUUGUUUUUUUUGUUUUUUUUGUUUUUUGUCAUGUAAGAGGGAUGCUGGUCAGAGCUGCAGAAAAUAUGAGGCAAUUAAAAGUCUUUAGCUGUUAGCAAACCUGUCAGUUUUACUUCUGCACUGAACCAGCCUCAGAAACUACUUACUGCUUUAUGUACUCUUUGGGCAUGAAUGCCUUCUCUUUAAUUACAUCUCAUUUUUGCUUGACAGUGACCUACCCAAUAAUUGCAUCAUGCAUUGCCAUGAAAGGUAAACACAUUGUGAACUGAACUUGCCAAGCAGAUUCUGUGAGAAAGCACUGGUCUAGGCUGAACACUGUUGGACACAUCGUUUUUAUUGGAAGAGUAUUAACUGGUGCCUCUUCUGAAACACACCAACCCAUAUUCCGCAGCUCCCCCAAAGCUGUUUCUGAUCCUGCUGGGAGCAGCUAGUUAUUAUGCACAUCUGCUCCAGACCCAGCUCUUUAACUUCAUGGUUUUAUGGCUUGUUUUCUUUUUUUUUUUUAAAAAGCACCUUUUUUGGUUGUUUCCCCUUAAUAAAAGAGGUUUCUAAUUCAUGUUUCUCUAAGAUUUCCUUUGGUUGUAUUUAGGAACACAAGUAGUUUUAUAAUCAGGAUUGCAUUUGUGCUGGGUAAGAGGAGAGCUGUGCUUUCUACCCCAAAGUUGGUAAUGGAGCCUGUCUGCCCUUCCUACAAACUCAAGAGGCUCAUUGUUCAAGGUGUAACAACAUUUCAUUGCAUGCCCUCUAAUGCUUUGAAACCUUUAGAAGGGAAAAUCUCGUUUUUUACAAUUUUGUUCCUUUUCAUCAUAGAAAACAUGUUUAAGAUAAAAUACAAACUUGACCUACCCCAAAUUCAUAAAGUACAUUUAAUGCUGUAUAGCACUAAAACUUAGGGAUAUAGACACUGUACUUGCUUUUUAAGAAUUAGAAAUAGUAACUCCAAAAAUAAUUGUCCUUUUUUCUUUUUUUUUUUUUUUUUUGCAAUAAGGCUCUUGAAAAUUGUCAUUAUUUGUGUUUUCCUAUACAUUCAUCUGUGUGAAAGUCUUUUUCUUCUUUGAUUUAAAAAAAUUAAAGAACUAUACAGUUAAUGGUUUAGAACUUAGAACUACUUAGAAUUAAUACUAAAGUGUCAGGAAGAAAUUAAUUUAGCUUCAAUAAUUGUGACUGGCCUCAGGAAUUCUCCCUUCCACACCUGCCCACCUCACCACACCAGAGCCAGAGCAGCUGCUUGUCUGCAGCAGGACAAGUUCCUAUGUACGCACUUCCAGUUCUUUCAUGGUAAGCUCAAUGGACUUUGAAUUGUUUACAGUGCUAUAUGUCCAAUUGUUAAAUGUACCAUUCUGAACGGUGUGAAGGCAAGUGUGGUUUAUUUAUGACAUGAACCAUGCUACUUAAAAUAUGAACUCACAAGGAAGGGCACUCAUUAGGUAACAAGUUCUUAUACCAAACUUCCUUGAUGAAAUAAGCCAAAAUAAUCCUAAAAUUCAUUAGAAGAACUUGAUAAAAGAUGCAAAUAAAUGUUAAAAAAGAGCUCGUAAAUUUAGGACUCCUAUAAAAUCCUUGUUUGUUAAUACUAUUAAAACUCAGAUUCAAGGGAAAUAACAGCUUCCGCCUGAGUCACUUUGAAAUUACUUAAUUCAGCUGCACCAUGUUAGAAAUCAUAUAUUGGCAGCCAAGACUCUGAACUCUGCAGAAACAUUUGUUUCACCCAGACUUCAGACUCUAGCCCUGACUAUGAUGCCCGUGUGUGCAUUUACAAUGAAGACUCCAACGGAGGGAGCCUGUUGGUGUUCAAUUGUUUACAUUUCUUUAUACAAAUAAUGUGCUUUCAGUGCCUUAGUUACAGCUCCCUUUCUUUUUCUUGUUCCAAGGAUUCUGUAGUAUGUAGUCUGUUUCUUAGGUAAAGUCUCUCUUUGCUACUGAAAGGGAAAUGGUCUCUAAACACUGGUCACUGUAGCAGGUAAACACUACUCUGAGGUGGAGAAGUGAGCUUCAUGCUGAGGUAGUGGUUGCCUUAGAGCUGUUAUUUAUGCUGUAGAAAACGAAAAUGGUUUUGCUACCUGAUAAGCUUCAGAUUAGUUAUAGCCCUAAAGUUAUCCUGUACCUACAUUAAAUUUUCAUUUCAGAAGAGAAUCUUGGUUGUGGUAAUUCUUUUUUUUUUUAAGAUCAUUAUGUGCAAAACACCAAGUUUUUAAAAUAACUCACAGAAAGGCCUUAGUUUUCAAUGUCUGAUGGUGUAUUUGAGUUGUGUUAUCUGUAAUAUACAUCCCAGAAUAAAGGAGUGAAUUAAAUAGUUU